CGGCAAACAUUACGUAUGUACUAAGUAUAACAUUUAGUACGUACUUUCUUACACAUGAAUUAAGUAAAAGAGCGAAAAAAGGCAAAGUAUUGUUACUUGCAAACGAUCCAAAGAGUCGGGAAAGACUAACAGCGAUGAUUCUCGCGAUUGGAGUGCUUGCAGCUUCGUGCGCAGUCGCAUUAGAGAUCCUACAUUGGAAGACCAGUAUGAUUGUCGUCGGUAUUCUGGUGUUUGUGUACAACAUAGUCAUGCAUAGGAAAUGGAUUUAUAUUGCUAUUAGGACCUUCUCUCGAGACAUGUCGGCAAUAUGGUGCUAUAUAAAAAUAUUAAAAUUAACAAGGAAUUUCACAAAGAACAAUUGGUCAAUGCCUGAUAUCUUUCACCAGGUGGUGAAGAAACAUCCUCAUAAAAGUUGCUUCCUCUUCGAAGAUGAAACAUGGACUUUUCAGCAGGUAGAAGAUUUCAGUUUACGCGUAUCUGCCGUGCUCAAAGCUCAAGGUAUAAAGCGAGGAGACACAGUUGGUGUUCUCAUGAGUAACAUUCCUGAAAUGCCUGCUACUUGGUUGGGGACUGCUCGCAUUGGUGGUAUAUCGCCGCUGAUCAACACCAAUCAAACUGGCAACGCUUUGUUACAUUCCAUUAACAUUGCCAAGUGCGAUGCUCUCAUUUACGGAAGCGAAUAUGAGAAUGCAAUACAAGAAGUGAAGAAAGAAUUCAACCCUGCUAUUAAACUAUUCAAAUAUACUCGCCGUCCACUAAACACGUUGCCCAACCACGUGCAAGUCGUUAACACUCCGGAUGAUUUCGCUUCUAUGCUAGAAACUACCCCACCUGGCAAAUGGUUCCUAUCAGAUAGUGAAGGAUUUAAUGGCAAGCUGACCUACAUUUAUACUUCUGGAACUACUGGAUUGCCGAAAGCUGCUGUGAUAUCUCCUUCUAGAAUGUGCUUCAUGGCAUCCGGAGUUCAAUAUCUCGGUUUCCUCAAUACCAGUGACAUUAUAUACUGCCCCAUGCCGUUGUACCAUUCCGCUGGGGGCUGCGUUACCGUUGGACAAGCCUUCAUUUUCGGCUGUACUGUCGUCAUAAGGACAAAGUUUUCUGCUUCUGCUUAUUUUCCUGAUUGCAUCAAGUACAAAGCCACGGUCGGCCAUUAUAUUGGAGAGAUGUGUCGAUAUAUCUUGGCGACCCCACCGUCACCAACUGAUAAGCAACAUACAGUACGAACUGUAUACGGCAACGGAAUGAGACCUAUUAUUUGGACAGAUUUCGUCAAACGUUUCAACAUCAAGAGGGUAGUUGAAUUCUAUGGCGCAACGGAAGGAAAUGCAAACAUCGUGAAUGUGGACAAUAAGACUGGAUCCAUAGGAUUCAUAUCGAGAAUUAUACCAGCGAUAUAUCCCAUUGCCAUAAUAAAAGUAGAUCCUGUAACUGGCGAACCUGUUAGAAAUAAACACGGACUAUGUGAGCUGGCAAAACCAAACGAGCCAGGAGUGUUCAUCGGAAAGAUACAGCCCAAUAACCCAUCAAGGGCCUUCCUCGGUUAUGUUGACAAAGAGGCUUCUGAGAAAAAAAUAGUCAGAAACGUCUUAAGUCAUGGAGAUUCUGCUUUCAUUUCAGGUGAUAUUAUAAUAUCUGAUGACCUAGGUUACCUGUACUUUAAAGACAGAACUGGUGACACCUUCCGCUGGAGAGGAGAAAAUGUCAGUACCACCGAAGUUGAGUCAGCGAUAUCCAAAUGCGCUGAUCAGAGAGACGCCGUUGUUUAUGGUGUGGAGAUCCCGAACGUAGAAGGUCGUGCGGGUAUGUGUGGCAUCAUAGACACAGACGGCUCUCUAGAUCUGGACAAAUUGAACAAAGCAAUCGCGAAAGACCUGCCUAAAUACGCAAGGCCGAUUUUCUUCAGGGUAAUGACCAGUUUAGACAUGACUGGUACUUUCAAAAUGAGGAAAGUGGACUUACAAAAAGAGGGUUACAAUCCAGCUGUAGUCAAAGAUAAAUUAUUUUAUUUAGAUGCCAAAUUAGAUAAAUACGUACCAUUAGAGAUUAAGGAAUACGAAAAAAUAAUAUCUGGCGCUAUAAGAAUGUGAUGUAAUUUUUUUAUUAAUUCUAUUAUUUGUUAUAAACAAGCUGCCAAUUGCAAUGCUGUGGUAAUUGUGAGUCGUAGACCUAGCACGACGGAGCGCGAGAUCUUUAUGCGAGAAUUGUAGUAUCUCGCGCUUUACGUCGCUCUCGCGCUAGUCGCACCCUGUCGUGCUAGCCCUUCUAUAGAAUAAUAACAAUGAAAUAUCAAGACACGAUUUUUAUAUCAUUAAGGAAAAGAAAAGAGAAAAACGGUGUUUUAUACAAAUUGGAAAGACAUAUGAACAAUUUUGCAAUGCAAUGAUUGUUUCGAUGAUGUAGAAAAACUUAGGUUAUAACUUUUCAUUCAACAUUUUGUCCUUAUUUUUAAUUUUUGCAAGCUUUAGUUUUAUUAAGGUCAGUUUUUGUAUUGUAUUUUGACUCGAUAUUAAUAUGAAAG
Messenger RNA from Hyposmocoma kahamanoa, 2518 nucleotides. RefSeq names its product long-chain fatty acid transport protein 4-like. The record is from RefSeq and is a predicted model, not a curated record. Gene Ontology annotation, cellular component: endoplasmic reticulum. NCBI's taxonomy places the organism in Eukaryota, Metazoa, Arthropoda, Insecta, Lepidoptera, Cosmopterigidae. Gene Ontology annotation, biological process: triglyceride homeostasis. The coding region runs from base 135 to 2087 and encodes 650 amino acids. The transcript is spliced from 12 exons. Gene Ontology annotation, molecular function: long-chain fatty acid transmembrane transporter activity; long-chain fatty acid-CoA ligase activity.